UAUUGAGCUUGCUCUUAAAUAAAGAUAAAAAAACAAACAUUCGCAUUCUAUUCCUCCCUCACCAAUUAUCUACGCAUCCAGUUGUCUCGUCAACCACCGUUUUAUAUUUUUACCUAUCAUUUGUCUGAACUUGCCAAUCUUGCUGCAAGUCUUUCUCAUUCACCAGUGAAAGUAAUCUAACCCUUACCUUAGGUUUACUUUUCCUGUACCCCACCCGGCUAAGAAAGAGGUACUCUAGAACCGCUUUCCGAGCUACUCCACCCAAUCCCCUCGAUUAUUUUGGUUUUUGGGCCCAUUUCACCGGCGUCUGGUUACGUCCGUUUGAUUUUUGUUUUAAGUUUUGAUUUUUUAUUGUUUUUGGAUUCGUAAAGGGUUUACGAUGUUUUAGGUUUACCUCGAUUUGGACGAGGAUUUGUGUUAUUAAGUGUGUCAAUCAGUGUUAUUAGUGUCUAAACAGACCAGUUUUAUUAUUAUUAAAAAAAAAAAAGAAGUGUCAAUUCAUAUAUUUUAGUGUGUUACCAUCAUGUCUCAAUCGGUAACAUCUCCAGCUCUGUCGACUUUUUCAGCGGCAGACCUUUCCGAUAACGGUUCUCCAGCGACUGCUUAUUCGUCCCCGGAGUUCACAAAAAGGAGCUUCCCACUGGCUAGUGUUUCUCCCAAUCAAUCAAGUUAUUAUAGUGAGCAUUUAAAUAAGCUGCAUUUUAAUCUUAUCUUGAUCAAUUCAGCCAUCAAAUUAUUGAGAAUUUUAUACACUAAGAAUCCCCAACAAGGGGAAAUUUCUGAACAUAAGCUUAGAUUUUUCAUUGUGGAAAUCUUGCGUCGUUCUAAAACCUCAACUCAACUGCUUCAACUUGCUUGUUACUAUGUUUAUAAAUUAAUUAAACUGAACAAACAAGUUGAUAUCUGUCCAAGAAAGCUUUUCCUAACUUUGAUUAUUCUUGCUUCAAAAUUCAACCAAGAUUAUAAUUAUUCUUUUAAAUCUUGGCUCAAAAUUUGUGGUCUGAAUGAUAAUGAAUUCACCAUUCGUGAAUUACGUUCUUUGGAAAUGAACACCUUAUCUCUUCUCGAUUAUGAAUUAUAUUUGAAUAAUGAGAAAUAUGAGAAUUGGUGUAAUGUCUUGAUGAUUUUCAGUUAUGAUUUUAUCAAGCAACAAAGAAUCUUGUUGCAAAAUACUGCUGAAAAUCAAUUAACUUUUGAAUUAGAUGAUGUUAGUGUCACUUCUAAAUUGACUCAUUGGCGUGAAUUAUUCACUACUCUUGAAUUGAAUGCUAAUUCUUCCAUUAACUUCAAAAGUUAUUUCAAUAGUCAAAAGGGAUCUAAAGUGAUUUUUAUUGAUGUUGAAUCUGAAAGAGUACAAGUACCAUCUCUCUUCACCAAGAGAUCUAUUUGUGCUAUUGAUGAAAAGUUGGAUAUUGUUAAAAAGUUUAAGUAUUCUACCUCUAUUCAAAAUUAAUAUACAUAUCUUUUCAAA
This is a messenger RNA of [Candida] anglica, 1471 nucleotides long. Lineage: Eukaryota; Fungi; Ascomycota; Pichiomycetes; Serinales; Debaryomycetaceae. The record is from the annotation of a GenBank genome assembly.